Molecule: messenger RNA, 2315 nt
Organism: Pseudomyrmex gracilis
Lineage: Eukaryota; Metazoa; Arthropoda; Insecta; Hymenoptera; Formicidae
Product: syntaxin-1A-like
Exons: 9
Coding region: 1406-2293 (295 amino acids)
Biological process (GO): vesicle fusion; exocytosis; intracellular protein transport
Cellular component (GO): endomembrane system; plasma membrane; SNARE complex
Molecular function (GO): SNAP receptor activity; SNARE binding
Source: RefSeq, a predicted model, not a curated record
UUCUUUAUAUCUACAAUUUUUAUAAUUUGUAGUAUCUAUUUGUCUAUUUUUAAUUUAUUUAAUUAUUAGCGUUGUGCGUUAUCACAGAAUAAUUCCACACAGUAAAACACUGGAAAUACACUUAAACCCAAAUAUCGUAUUUAAACAAUGCUUUCAAAAUGCACAAGUUUUAGUAACUUUAUGACAAUGUUGCUAUAAUAAAAUUAAGAGAGUUACGCUUAGUAUCUUAAACAAACAGUGACUCACAUUCAUAUUUCUUACAAUUAAUAUAAAAAAACUAUGCAAUAUUAUUUUUUAAUUUUAACAAUUGAAAAGGACAAAUUUUGUCUUUGCAGUUUUCUUUUCCCAAAAGUCUAAACACAUAUUUUAAAAUAUAUAUAUUCUGUAUUUUUUAUAUAUUUUACUUAAAUAUUUUUACAUACAUGCACAUACAAAAUUACAAAAAAACUGUAAUAAAAAGAUUUCUUUGAAUGUAACUACUGUGUAUAUAACUAAAACAAGUACUGUGUACGUAACUAAAUAUCAAAUGUCAUAUUUUUUCUUUAUACAAUAUCGCAAGAGUGUUCCAGCAAAAACAAACAGUUGGAUACCGUGUUUUAUCAGUGCUGGAAAGCCACUGCCAAAUAAAAGUAGUAAAAUUUUGUGUUUGCAUAAUAUGACAUUUGACAUUUAAUUACGUAUUUAGCAACUUUUUUCAUUUUUUAGCUUCUGAGAAAUAUCUUUACAUAAUAAUGAAAAGAAAUGCGAAAAGAGGUAUAUUUUCUAUGAAAAUGAUAAUGAAGGCAGGUUUUUUUUUCUACACAUGCACAUAUAUGUAUAUAAUCUAAACUUAACUUAAAAAGUAAAUUUAAUUUGCUACCAAAAACCAACUUAUAAUUUUCAAGUUGUCAAUUUAAGUUUUUUAAAUUAAAAAAAAAAUUUUUCUUUUAAUCACAAGAAAAAUCACAACAACAACUCGAGAGUUUAACAAAAUAUUGUAUAGGAAUUCAUCAUAUCUUGAACUUUGUCUGCCGAAUAAAACGACAAAACUUUGCACCAACUUGUAAUAUAUGAAACUAAUAAUUAAAUUAGGUGAAGAGACACGUGGUUGUAAUCGUCGGCCUUGUGUGCAGCUGUUAAGUGCCCAUUUCCUAUUUCAUUUCAGAUGCAAAGUAUCUUCUAUCUAUCUAUGGUACUGCACUUUACUCUAGAAGCGUGCCACGCGUUUCAGUCGGAGACACGCUCGCGGCAGUGUAUGCCUUCAACGACGAUGUAUGUACCGAUUAUGAGCUACAAAGUGAGCCGUAGAAUGGAUUUUACUCGAUACUCAGUGUACUGAUAAGAGAGAUAACGAGCAGUAACACCGCGUGUAUUCCGUUCCGCAGUAUUAUCAGUUAUAUGCUGAUUUUGAAGAAACGCCGGAGUCAUGAUUCGCGAUCGCACGCCCGAGCUGCUUUCCAGCCGUAGUAACAGCACCUUUGGCAGAGGGUUCCUGCAAGACGUGCACCUUCAGACGGCCCAAAACAAGAGGCUCAAAAAACUGCUCGACGAAGCCGAGAAAAUACGCAUGCUAAUCAACCUCAUAGUCGAAAACGUGUCUAUCGUAAAGGACUUACAUAACAAUGUUUUAUCACACACGAACAAAGAUAUGCAAAAGGAAUUGGAAACUCGCUCGUACACGAUCUCACAAACGGCUUUUCACGUACAGCGAAAGUUACGAGAUAUGGGAAAGGAUAUAACAGUUAUUGAUGAUUUAACUGUGGCCAGUGCGCAGGAUGGAUCUGUAUAUUUCAGAAUUAAGAUUUUGCAGUACACAACCAUGAUGAAAUUGUUCACCGAGAUUAUGAACGAUUAUAAUAGAACAGUAAUUAGAUAUCACGACAAAUGCCGGUUGCUCUUGCAACAGCAACGACUGUUACUGAGACGACAAGUUACAAGCGAGGAAUUAGACCACAUGCUUGACGCUCAAGAAACCAGUUUAUUUGUCGACAAUAUUCUAGAGGACAGCAAAAUAAUAAGGCAACAAUUGUCGGACAUAAAAAGCAGACAUGCUGAAGUUUUAAAAUUGGAAAAAUCUCUAAUCGAGAUCAGGACACUAUUUGCUGACGUAGCAUUUUUGACCGAAAAACAAGGCGAACAAAUUAAUAACAUAGAAUAUUUUGCUGAUAAAACGACAAAUAAUAUUGGUGGCGGAUGUGUUCAACUUGAAGAAGCAGAAACAAGACACAACAAAAGUAAAAAGCGAAAAAUCAAGAUUGUCAUUAUCAUAAUUAUAAUAGUAAUAAUAAUGAUAUUUGUUUUAUCCGUAAUUUAAGAAUUAGAAGAGAUAUUUUUUA